GAAGUGGAGGAGGAGAGAGAAGAACUGAGUGAAGUGAAGGAGGAGAGAGAAGAACUGAGUGAAGUGAAGGAGGAGAGAGAAGAACUGAGUGAAGUGGAGGAGGAGAGAGAAGAACUGAGUGAAGUGGAGGAGGAGAGUGAAGAACUGAGUGAAGUGAAGGAGGAGAGAGAAGAACUGAGUGAAGUGGAGGAGGAGAGAGAAGAACUGAGUGAAGUGGAGGAGGAGAGAGAAGAACUGAGUGAAGUGGAGGAGGAGAGAGAAGAACUGAGUGAAGUGAAGGAGGAGAGUGAAGAACUGAGUGAAGUGAAGGAGGAGAGAGAAGAACUGAGUGAAGUGAAGGAGGAGAGUGAAGAACUGAGUGAAGUGAAGGAGGAGAGAGAAGAACUGAGUGAAGUGAAGGAGGAGAGAGAAGAACUGAGUGAAGUGAAGGAGGAGAGAGAAGAGCUGAGUGAAGUGAAGGAGGAGAGUGAAGAACUGAGUGAAGUGAAGGAGGAGAGAGAAGAACUGAGUGAAGUGGAGGAGGAGAGAGAAGAACUGAGUGAAGUGGAGGUGGACAAUCAUGUCCAACCUGGAGGAAAACCCUUGAGUCGCUCAAAGACUAAACAGACAUUUUUAAAGAAAAGAAGAGCCAAGAAAUCUUUCACCUGCACUCAGUGUGGAAAGAGUCUCAACACCAAACAACAUCUUGAUGUUCACAUGAGAGUUCACACCGGAAAGAAGCCGUUCUCAUGUGAUCAGUGUGGGAAGAGUUUCAGUCAAUCAUCAAACCUUAAUGUUCACAUGAGGAUCCACACUGGAGAGAAGCCGUUCUCAUGUGAUCAGUGUGGGAAGAGUUUCAGUCAAUCAUCAUCCCUUAAUGGUCACAUGAGGAUCCACACCGGAGAGAAGACGUUCACAUGUGAUCAGUGCGGGAAAACAUUUAUCUGUGCAUCAGACCUGACGAAACACCUGAGAGUUCAUACGAAGGAGAAGCCGCAUUCAUGUUCUGUGUGUGGAAAGAGUUUUGUACUGCUGCACACUUUACAUGGUCAUGAGAAAAUACACACUGGUGUGAGAGAGUACAUGUGCUUUGAGUGUGAGAAGACUUUUACUACAGCAAAGGAUUUAAAACUGCACCAGAGGAUUCACACUGGAGAAAAACCUUACAAGUGUUCACACUGCGACAAGAGAUUCAGUCGAUCAGGACAUCUGAGAUCACAUGAGAGGAUCCACACUGGAGAAAAACCUUACAAGUGUUCACACUGUGACAAGAGAUUCAGUCGAUCAGAAAAUCUGAAAACACAUGAGAGGAUCCACACUGGAGAAAAACCUUACAAGUGUUCACACUGUGACAAGAGAUUCAGUGAGUCAUCAUCUCUGAAAAUACAUGAGAGGAUCCACACUGGAGAAAAACCAUACAAGUGUUCACACUGUGACAAGAGAUUCAGUGUUUCAUCACAUCUGAAAAGACAUGAGAGGAUCCACACUGGAGAAAAACCUUACAAGUGUUCACACUGUGACAAGAGAUACAGUGUUUCAUCACAUCUGAAAACACAUGAGAUGAUCCACACUGGAGAGAAGCCGCACAUCUGUGAUCAGUGUGGAAAGAGUUUCUCUAUUAAAAGUCACCUGAAGCGACACAUGAAGAUCCAUGCAGUGGAGAAACCACAUCACCACAGUCUGAGAUCACGCUGGCGCUUUGAAUCGUGUUUCGCCUAUCGCUUCAUUCGCGCGUGUGUUUGUCCAUGCAGGAGUGAGAGAGAAGGACUUCCGGUGUGUUUUUGCUCAUUUCGCCUCGUACUACUCUUCUUUAAAGACCCGAUGGAAGAGAGCGAGGAGAGAGAAGAACUGAGUGAAGUGAAGGAGGAGAGAGAAGAACUGAGUGAAGUGGAGGAGGAGAGAGAAGAACUGAGUGAAGAGGAGGAGGAGAGAGAAGAACCGAGUGAAGUGAAGGAGGAGAGAGAAGAACUGAGUGAAGAGGAGGAGGAGAGAGAAGAACUGAGUGAAGUGGAGGAGGAGAGAGAAGAACUGAGUGAAGUGGAGGAGGAGAGAGAAGAACUGAGUGAAGAGGAGGAGGAGAGAGAAGAACUGAGUGAAGUGGAGGAGGAGAGAGAAGAACCGAGUGAAGUGAAGGAGGAGAGAGAAGAACUGAGUGAAGAGGAGGAGGAGAGAGAAGAACUGAGUGAAGUUGAGGAGGAGAGAGAAGAACUGAGUGAAGUGGAGGAGGAGAGAGAAGAACUGAGUGAAGUGAAGGAGGAGAGUGAAGAACUGAGUGAAGUGAAGGAGGAGAGAGAAGAACUGAGUGAAGUGAAGGAGGAGAGUGAAGAACUGAGUGAAGUGGAGGAGGAACAUCAUGUCCAACCUGGAGGAAAACAUUUGAGUCGCUCAAAGACUAAAAAUACUUUUUUAAAGAAAAGACGAGCCAAGAAAUCUUUCACCUGCACUCAGUGUGGAAAGACUCUCACAAGCAAACGUCAUCUUGAGAUUCACAUGAGGAUCCACACCGGAGAGAAGCCGUUCUCAUGUGAUCAGUGUGGGAAGAGUUUCAGUCAAUCAUCAUCCCUUAAUAUUCACAUGAGGAUCCACACCGGAGAGAAGCCGUUCUCAUGUGAUCAAUGCGGCAAAACAUUUCUUACUGCAUCAGACCUGAAGAGACACCUGACAGUUCAUACGAAGGAGAAGCCGUAUUCAUGUUCUGUGUGUGGAAAGAGUUUUUCACAGCGGCAACAUUUACAUAGGCAUCAGAAAACUCAUACUGGUUUGAGGGAGUACAUGUGCUUUGAGUGUGAGAAGACUUUUACUACAGCGGACGGUUUAAAACUGCACCAGAGAAUUCACACUGGAGAAAAACCUUACAAGUGUUCACACUGUGACAAGAGAUUCAGUCUGUCAGCAGAUCUAAAAACACAUGAGAGGAUCCACACUGGAGAAAAACCUUACAAGUGUUCACACUGUGACGAGAGAUUCAGUCUGUCAUCAUCUCUGAAAAGACAUGAGAGGAUCCACACUGGAGAAAAACCUUACAAGUGUUCACACUGUGACAAGAGAUUCAAUGUGUCAUCAUCUCUGAAAACACAUGAGAGGAUCCACACUGGAGAAAAACCUUACAAGUGUUCACACUGUGACAAGAGAUUCAGUGAUUCAUCAUCUCUGAGAUCACAUGAGAGGAUCCACACUGGAGAGAAGCCGCACAUCUGUGAUCAGUGUGGAAAGAGUUUCUCUAUUAAAAGUCACCUGAAGCGACACAUGAAGAUCCACACAGUGGAGAAACCACAUCACCACAGUCUGAGAUCACGGUAAGUAGUUCAUCUUUAUGUGCUGAGAAACAAAAGCUGCUUUUCCACCUUCAGAAAAGGUUCCAGUUGUGUUUCCACUUGAGCCUGGUACGGCACGGCACAUUUACAAACCGUUCUCGGCCCUGAACUCUCAGCACACUUGGCUA
Rhinichthys klamathensis goyatoka is the source of this 3421-nucleotide messenger RNA. Its product is annotated as zinc finger protein 271-like. The record is from RefSeq and is a predicted model, not a curated record. The coding region runs from base 697 to 3279 and encodes 860 amino acids. Gene Ontology annotation, molecular function: RNA polymerase II cis-regulatory region sequence-specific DNA binding; DNA-binding transcription factor activity, RNA polymerase II-specific. The transcript is spliced from 3 exons. NCBI's taxonomy places the organism in Eukaryota, Metazoa, Chordata, Actinopteri, Cypriniformes, Leuciscidae. Gene Ontology annotation, biological process: regulation of transcription by RNA polymerase II.